Symbiodinium sp. CCMP2592 is the source of this 2625-nucleotide messenger RNA. Lineage: Eukaryota; Dinophyceae; Suessiales; Symbiodiniaceae. The record is from the annotation of a GenBank genome assembly.
AUGGCCGACCUGGCAUCUCGGAAAACGUCGAGGGUGUUGGGAGGAGCUUCUGCAGCUUUCUUCUUAUGGCUCCUAGGCCCGGCAAGACUCUUUGCAUCGGGUCCUCCGAGCACAAGAGGACAGAACACACUGCCAGAACGACGAGAACGAUGUCUACGAAGGGCAGCUGCAGAUGUCAUGGCAAGCAAGGGCAUGGAAGAUCUUGUCACACACAGGAGCAUGAAGUCAAGACGGCAGCAGCAGGCCCUGCGUACCUGGCGAAAGGAAGGUGCCAAUUGGAGCACGGAGCCUUUCGUGCUUUCCAACGGAGAGGAAAUAAUUGCAAACCUGAAGCAUGGAACUAACAUUCUGAUGAACGGAGCCAAAGAGUUUCCCCCAUGGAAAGACAUUCGGCCAGAGCAUGCUCACCGUGGUCACGAAUGGAUGGAAAAAACUGCGAUUAAUGACAUUUGGCAACAUCAUUGCAUUGUGCCUUAUGUGUCAGACGACUGGAGGUAUGUGCUCGACCCUCUAGAGAGAGUGCUGGACAAAGUGGAUCGAGCAUUUUCGGCUGUGAAGCAUGUAAGGGACGUCCUCGACCCGUCGGUGAAGUUCAAGAAAGCAUUCAGAUACGCGGCACAAGCUCGUUGGACGAUUGAGCGCCGUCUGCGCCGCUGCGAUCGAUUUUCUCGCGCUUUUCUAAAGCUGUUGUCGAGUGACGACAAUGCAACCGAAGCCCAGAGGAGGGCAGCGGCUUUCCUGAUGAUUCUGUUUGAGCAAGAUGGAGUCAAUCUGCAGCAUAAUGGGAUCUACAGAGAUGAUCCGGAUGCAUUUCUGGAGCUCCAGAAGGUCCGAGGUGCUGUUUUCAAUAUUUCGCUCAUCUGGGAUCAAAACAUUGAGCGAGACAUGGAGAUGCGGGCGUAUUUGAUCAGAGAUCGGCAGGAUCUGGAUGGUAUACCCCCGUGGAUCUUGGAAGAUGCUGUGCAGUCUGCGAGGCAGGCGGGGUAUCCUAAGGCUAGUCGAGAUCGCGGCCCUUGGCUUCUGUCACUGCACGAUGCAAUGGCAGAGCCGGUCUUGCGCACUGCCAAAAGCCGUGCGCUGCGGGAGCUAAUUCACGAGAACCGGCUGAGGGUUGCCUACCUCGGAGGCGCGGGCAAGAACGACAACACCCCUCUGUUAGAGCUUCUCUUACAGGCCCGGCAGCGGUUGGCCAAAGUCGUGGGCUACCGGACACAUGCCGACCUCGUCUUCACCCGGACGAUGGCGAGUCCGAAUCAAGCCUACGGCUUGCUAGCGAAGCUUCGCAAAGAGGCCCUUCCCAAAGCACGGAAGGAGCUCGACGAGCUGCAACUUUUCGCUCGCUCACAAGGUGCCGACUACGAGCUAGACCAUUUUGAUGUGGAGUACUGGGGGCAAAGAUUGUUGGAGGAGCGUUAUGGCCUGCGAGACGAAUAUAUCCGAGAGUUCUUCCCUUUGCCUGCAGUGCUCAACGGCUUGUUCUGGCUUCUACAGCAUCUUUUCCAUGUCAAGGUGAUUGAGGAGAAAAGCGACUUGACAUGGGCCGAGCAUGUACGCUUCUUUCGCAUCAGAGAUACCGACAACGAAGACUUGGUAGCAUCCUUCUUCCUCGAUGCUCACAGACGGUGGGGCCAGAAGAGAAGGGGCUUCUGGUCUUCAUCAAUACAGGGCUAUUCAGAGAUUUUGGGCCACCGGUCUUCUCCACGCAGACCAGCUGUGAACAUCAUGUGUGAUUUGGAGCCACCCGCAGACUCGCCCAGCUUGCUUACUCAUCGCGAGGUAGUAAAGCUCUUUCGUGUGUUCGGAUCAAGCCUGCGUGAUCUUUUCUGCAAGCAGCCAGAGGGUCUUCUUUCCGGCAGCGCAGGGCUUGAAACGGACAUUCUUGAACUACCUGGCUACUUCCUCGAAAGAUGGGCUUACGACCGACGAGUGCUUUCUGAGAUGGGCCGACACUACAAGACUGGAGAUGCCCUGCCAGAGGCAGCGGUUGAUGCUCUGUCGGAAUCAAGGACUUUCUUAAAUGGAGUCCGUACUCUUCGGAAGGCUGCUCGGGCUCACAUCGAUCUGGAGCUUCACGCGGACUACGAUCCCAAAGGGGACAUCAACGUCUUCGAUCUUGCGAAGCUCAUCGAAGGUGAGUACGCCGUCAUCCGACCGAGGGUGCAAGAUCGAGAGCUUUGCGGCUGGCCCUUGAACUCGGAGACGGCCGGCGCGUUUUAUGGCCAGCUUUGGGCGGAAGCCCUUGCUGCUGACGUCUUCUCCGUCUUCGACGACCCGCCUGUCCCCGCAUUCGAGCUUUGGGGAAGCGGAGAGCGCUUUCGACGACUUCUGCUAGAACCGGGUGGUGGAAAGGCCCCUGGCACAGCACUUCAGGAAUUCCUGGAACGGCCACCUUCCUUCGUGACCUUCUUGAAAGACGCAAAGCUGCUGGGGGACGACACGGAGGAGAUGAGGGAGCCGCCGCAGCAAACACCGGCAGGCGAAGACGAGUACUACGACGGCGCGUACUAUGGCGAGGUCGACGCAGACUUCGAUGACAGCUAUGCUGAGUUCGAAGAUGCUGAAGACACGUACUUAUCUACAUCAAAUGCAGACCAGGUAGAUGGAUCUGCAAGCGCUCCGGGGUAA